AUGGGACCCGUACGGCCCAACUCCACACACUCUCCUCAGCCAAGCCGGAGCAGUUUUUACUCGCAUACCAAUCCCUCUCGAACUCAAACGCCCGGUUUGUCAGACCGAGACGAACAGGAGCAAUCGUCGCUUCUGCGCCAUAACCACCCCAGUAUCUACGGCGUUGAGGACCCCAGUCUGUCGUCCGAUUCACUACGCCGCUAUACCCUCCAUGAUCCCGGCGUCACCGUUUUCGCUGCGCCCCCCUACCAAGAGUCCGAGGCGGCCGAAGUCUACGAUGCCACGGGCAUGUCGGAGACGAGCGGGAUAAAACUCGAUACCUUUCAUCAGCCACAGAGCAUCAGUAACCGAUCGGGUCUGCGCCGUUAUGGAACCCGUAAGAUCAACCUCGUGCAGGGCUCCGUCCUGAGCGUCGACUAUCCGGUGCCUAGUGCCAUUCAAAAUGCUAUUCAACCCGAAUAUCGUGAAGCGGAGGAGGCGUUCUCGGAAGAAUUUACGCAUAUGCGGUAUACGGCGGCCACUUGUGACCCAGACGAAUUUACCCUGCGAAACGGAUAUAACCUGCGCCCGGCCAUUUACAACCGUCACACCGAGCUGCUGAUCGCCAUCACUUACUACAAUGAAGACAAAGUUCUGACCGCCCGAACCCUGCACGGCGUGAUGCAGAAUGUGCGCGAUAUCGUCAACUUGAAAAAGUCUGAAUUCUGGAACAAGGGAGGUCCCGCCUGGCAGAAAAUCGUCGUAUGUCUUGUCUUUGAUGGAAUCGAGCCGUGCGACAAGAACACACUGGAUGUGUUGGCCACGGUCGGAAUUUACCAAGAUGGCGUGAUGAAAAAGGACGUCGACGGCCGGGAAACGGUCGCUCAUGUUUUCGAAUAUACCACGCAGUUGUCCGUCACCGCAAACCAACAGUUGGUUCGCCCGCAAGGCAACGACCCCUCCAAUCUCCCCCCGGUCCAGAUGAUUUUCUGUCUCAAACAGAAGAACAGCAAGAAGAUCAACUCUCACCGCUGGCUCUUCAACGCCUUUAGUCGAAUUCUGAACCCGGAAGUCUGCAUUCUGAUCGACGCGGGAACCAAACCCGGCAAGAAAUCGCUACUGGCCCUCUGGGAAUCUUUCUAUAACGAUAAAAACCUCGGUGGCUCGUGUGGUGAGAUUCAUGCUAUGUUAGGAAAGGGCUGGCGGAAGGUCCUGAAUCCGCUAGUCGCCUCGCAGAACUUCGAGUAUAAGAUCUCCAAUAUUCUGGACAAACCGCUAGAAAGUGCCUUCGGCUAUGUCAGUGUGUUACCCGGUGCUUUCUCAGCGUACCGCUAUCGCGCCAUUAUGGGCCGCCCCUUGGAGCAGUAUUUCCACGGAGAUCACACGCUCUCGAAGCGUCUCGGAAAGAAAGGUAUCGAGGGUAUGAAUAUUUUCAAAAAGAACAUGUUCUUAGCCGAAGAUCGAAUCUUGUGUUUUGAGCUGGUGGCUAAGGCCGGUUAUAAAUGGCAUUUAUCGUACGUCAAGGCAUCUAAAGGUGAAACAGACGUGCCGGAGGGUUCGGCCGAAUUUAUCGGUCAGCGACGACGUUGGUUGAACGGCUCCUUCGCCGCCGGUUUGUACGCCAUGAUGCACUUCGGACGAAUCUAUCGCAGUGGACACAGCUUUAUUCGCAUGUUUUUCUUGCAUAUUCAAAUGAUCUAUAACUUCUGUCAACUGAUCAUGACCUGGUUCUCUCUCUCAUCCUACUGGCUCACCAGUUCGGUGAUUAUGGAUCUCGUCGGUACGCCUGCUGCCGCUAACCAGAACAAGGGAUGGCCGUUCGGCAAUGAUGCUUCCCCCAUCAUCAACACCUUCCUCAAAUACGGCUAUAUCUUCUGUUUGAUGCUGCAGUUCAUCCUGGCGUUGGGAAACCGACCGAAAGGAACACGACUGCCUUACACCCUCUCUUUCCUUUACUUCUCCAUCGUUCAGAUAUAUAUUUUGGUCCUGUCGUUCUACCUGGUCGCUAAUGCUUUCACGGGUGGCAUGAUGGACUUUGAUUUUGACCACGGCGCGAGCGGGUUCUUCUCGUCGUUCUUCGCUUCCGAUAGCGGUGGUAUUGUCCUGAUCGCCUUAGUUUCGACCUACGGCAUCUAUGUCAUUGCUAGUCUGCUCUACGGUGACCCAUGGCACAUUCUCACCAGUUCGUGGGCCUACUUCUUCGGUAUGACGACCUCGAUCAACAUUCUGAUGGUGUAUGCCUUCUGCAACUGGCAUGAUGUCUCCUGGGGUACCAAAGGGUCCGAUAAGGCCGAAGCCUUGCCAUCGGCGCAGACGAAGAAGGAAGACGGCAGCAAGCAGCAGUUCAUUGAGGAAGUGGAUAAGCCGCAAGCGGAUAUUGACAGCCAAUUCGAGGCGACAGUCAAGCGUGCCCUGACGCCGUGGGUGGAACCAGAAGAAGAGGAAUCCACCAGUCUGGACGAUUCAUACAAGAACUUCCGUACGAUGCUUGUGCUGCUCUGGGUGUUUAGUAACCUGAUUGUGGCUCUGUUGAUUACGGCCACCGGUGUCAAUUCUCUGUGUUUGACGAACACCUCCACCACGAGAACCUCGUGGUAUUUCCGAGUCAUCCUGUGGGCCACGGCUGGACUGUCAUUCUUCCGAUUCAUUGGGUCCAUGUAUUUCUUGGCCAAGUCGGGUAUUAUGUGCUGCGUAAGCCGCCGUUAA
Molecule: messenger RNA, 2685 nt
Organism: Aspergillus bombycis
Lineage: Eukaryota; Fungi; Ascomycota; Eurotiomycetes; Eurotiales; Aspergillaceae
Gene: chsC
Product: chitin synthase C
Exons: 7
Coding region: 1-2685 (894 amino acids)
Cellular component (GO): cell septum; cell periphery
Molecular function (GO): chitin synthase activity
Source: RefSeq, a predicted model, not a curated record